Molecule: messenger RNA, 681 nt
Organism: Serpula lacrymans var. lacrymans S7.9
Lineage: Eukaryota; Fungi; Basidiomycota; Agaricomycetes; Boletales; Serpulaceae
Exons: 4
Coding region: 211-420 (69 amino acids)
Source: RefSeq, a predicted model, not a curated record
AGGGGUUAAUAUUGACAGUAUCAUAGACUGUUUUCACGCAUGGUUCAGGUACUCUGUGAAACGAUACAAUGCAAUCCCCCCUAGGUUUCUUUCUGACACGCGAACUUGACCUACUGACUCACCCACGAGGUCUGAGAAGCAUCAACAUACUUCUUAUCAGUCAACCAGAAGAUACUUGACGUGCAGACGACUCCACGUAGCUGAUUAUCGAUGAAAAUCUGUACUCGUGGUCGCCUUUUGCUACGUACAAAACGAUGGUCUAGUCAACGUCUAUCUUUCUCAAUGGAUCGCCAAUCACAGACAUCCAAACGUGUUUUGUGUCCCCUCUAUCUUGGCAGACUGCUUUCCGCUUUUAUCUUGCCAAUAUUCAUACUGCGGUGCUUCGAUUCACAACAGGGGAAUCACUUGGUAUUGUUGUAAAGACGACGAAUGUCCGAAACGACGCGCGAUGUCAGCUGCUAUCACUGUCUGACCGGGUUUCAUAAUUGUAUCCACGAAUACUCUGGGAUCACAGCUAUGCUGCCUUGGGCUCCUUUUUAUGACGCUAUCUGAUAGAUAUGUUGGUACUGUGCGAAUAAAGGGCAAGGAUUGAAGAGUGGUCGUACGUUUUGUGAGAUACGAGGGCCAUAAAGGCAUGAAGGCUGUAUUUGCGCCUGCUUGUGUGAGAUUGGAAAGCGUGCC